Populus nigra (black poplar) is the source of this 1158-nucleotide messenger RNA. RefSeq names its product probable prolyl 4-hydroxylase 12. The transcript has 7 exons. Gene Ontology annotation, cellular component: endoplasmic reticulum. The coding region runs from base 96 to 1028 and encodes 310 amino acids. The record is from RefSeq and is a predicted model, not a curated record. Gene Ontology annotation, biological process: peptidyl-proline hydroxylation to 4-hydroxy-L-proline. Gene Ontology annotation, molecular function: procollagen-proline 4-dioxygenase activity; L-ascorbic acid binding; iron ion binding. NCBI's taxonomy places the organism in Eukaryota, Viridiplantae, Streptophyta, Magnoliopsida, Malpighiales, Salicaceae.
CCUGACAACACGACUGAGGAAGAUUGUAUAAAGCAGGAGCGAGUCUUAAAUCAAAAUCUUGGCGUUGCAUCUCUUUGGAGUUUGAUCUCCAAUCCAUGGCUUCCUUUGUCUACCUUCUUCUCUUCAUGGUGCUUACACUUACAACCCAAUUCUCCCUCUGUUUCGGAAAGAGUAGCCGAAAGGAAUUAAGGAACAAGGAGGCCCACCUUGAAACAAUGAUACAAUUUGGAAGCUCAAUUCAGACCAACUGGGUAGACCCAUCAAGAGUUGUCUCGGUCUCUUGGCAACCAAGGGUGUUCGUGUACAAAGGCUUUUUGACAGACGAGGAAUGUGAUCAUCUUAUUUCUUUGGCACAGGGUACAAAAGAAACUUCUGAGGGAAAGGAUGAUGAUUCAGGGAGAAUUGAGAGAAACAGGCUGCUUGCAAGCUCGACUUCUCUUCUAAACAUGGAUGAUAACAUACUUUCAAGGAUUGAAGAAAGAGUUUCAGCUUGGACUCUCCUUCCAAAAGAGAACAGCAAACCCCUGCAGGUCAUGCAUUAUGGAAUUGAAGAUGCCAAAAACAACUUUGAUUAUUUUGGUAACAAAUCUGCAAUCAUUUCAAGCGAGCCUUUGAUGGCAACUCUGGUUUUUUAUCUCUCUAAUGUCACCCAGGGUGGUGAGAUAUUCUUCCCUAAGUCAGAGGUUAAAAACAAGAUUUGGUCUGAUUGUACAAAGAUUAGUGAUUCCCUUCGACCGAUUAAAGGGAAUGCAAUUCUGUUUUUCACAGUGCAUCCUAAUACAUCUCCGGACAUGGGUAGCUCCCAUUCCAGAUGCCCUGUCCUUGAGGGCGAAAUGUGGUACGCCACCAAAAAGUUUUAUUUAAGAGCCAUUAAGGUCUUUUCUGACUCCGAAGGAAGUGAAUGCACCGAUGAAGAUGAAAAUUGUCCAAGCUGGGCUGCUCUCGGAGAAUGCGAAAAGAACCCUGUGUAUAUGAUUGGUUCCCCCGAUUACUUUGGGACAUGUAGGAAGAGUUGUAAUGCUUGUUGAAAGCCAAACUCGCAACUCUCUUUUUCCCUUCAUUAAACCAAAGAAAGUACUCUACAGUCUCCAGCUGAUUAUUAUUUUUCAGCAGUUUUUAGAAGGUUUAGGUUUUUAAUAUAGCACAUUCAUUGAUUUA